Gryllus bimaculatus (two-spotted cricket) is the source of this 658-nucleotide messenger RNA. The record is from the annotation of a GenBank genome assembly. Lineage: Eukaryota; Metazoa; Arthropoda; Insecta; Orthoptera; Gryllidae.
AUGACAAGCAAGGCGAACUAAUUCUUCUACCUGUAUCACUUCUCCUUUUACGCGUACCAUUAUCGUUUCAACGGUCAGUACAGCGGACUGGCUCUUCUUACAUCGUGGCUGUUCAUUCAGCCAUGUGUCAUUGUCAUAAAAAUUGAGAAGAGUGUAGUCCAAACUUGUAAAAAUGUUUCUUCUGAAACAUCGCCCGUUUGGUUCUGUCUUGUUGUUUGUGAUGUGGAAGAACCGCGCGAGGUGCGCCUGAGCAGUGCAAUUGGCCCUGAGCGGGAUGAGCUCCGUCGCUGUGGGAGCCUCCGGCCCGAGACGGCUGCUGUCUUUGUUCUUCUGAAACUCGACGCCGCGCUCUCGCCCCAAUACGCGGUCCAUCUCCCCCUCGCCGAUCCCCCGCCCCCGCCGUCACCAUCCGUGUUGCCGCGCGGCGCGAGAUACAGUUUGCUUGCUGCCAGUGGUGCCUCAGUGCCGAAGCUGCAGGGUUUGCGAGCACAGGUGCCUGAAGACGGGAAAUUUCCUGUCCACGUGGAUGUGGGUGUGGGUGUGGGGGCGAGAGCAGCGUGGCUCGCGCCGUUCAAGGCGGCGGGGCGACCGAGGGAGCAAGCCGGAAGUGCGCUCCCGGUGCCGCUUCCGGUGCCGAGCCGCGCGGAUCGCCCUUGUU